AUGAGCGUACCGCCACCACCACCGCCAUACGACGUAGCGACCGUCCUUUCGGACCACUGUCUCAUCCUUUUCCUAGAAACCGGCUACCGCAGAAGAAAACAAGACGGACGACAUGAUGGACAAAGAGGAAGAGGAAAUAACCCUAACCCUACGGAGAAUGCAUCGCCGGUCCGGGAACGCCGGCCGCUUGCAAUCACAUCCUCGUUCAAUGACGCAGACGUGUACCUUUUCGAUGUUCUGACAGCAGCCGACGCUCUUCCAAAAAUCGCACACGGAUGCAUCCUCUUUGGAGUAACUGCGAGGGAAUUCGAAGGAUCCAUCAACUCGUCCUUCUCGUACUUUAGAAAACGUAGGGAGGCAGAACUGGACCGGGACUGGCUCCGUCAUUGUGCCGGUAUCGACGACAAGAAAAAUUAUGGGAGAAUCCAUCGUCAGGGCAAAAUUUUUCGUGGUCCGAGGGAUCUUUGCCUAGUGCGGUCUGGGUCGCGUUGGAACGCAGCGUUGGACCGGCUAGUGCUGCGCAUGGAACAGGAAGAUCACGGUGGUCGGAUAAACGAUCAGCGCGUUCUCUCUCCCCUUCGCCGGGCGCCGGGCGUCGUGCUACUCUUCAAGAUGAUAUCACAGGGCUUCAAAACUCUUUCAGUUGCUGUCAAACGGGGUGGAAUCAAAUGGGAUCCAUGUAGCACGGCUACGUCUCGAGUGUGGCGAAGAUUAAUAGACGCUGCGGUCAAUAUUACCGGCGGCAGUACAAGCCUUGCUUCCAUUUCCACACUGCCCUAUCCAUCUGUUGGUGACAGGAUGCUUGGGUUCGAGUUUCCAUCAGUCGCAAUCAUCUGUAGUUGCCGGCUCAUCUGA
Messenger RNA from Guyanagaster necrorhizus, 855 nucleotides. RefSeq lists its product as uncharacterized. Bases 1 to 855 code for a protein of 284 amino acids. The record is from RefSeq and is a predicted model, not a curated record. NCBI's taxonomy places the organism in Eukaryota, Fungi, Basidiomycota, Agaricomycetes, Agaricales, Physalacriaceae. The transcript has 7 exons.